Molecule: messenger RNA, 3321 nt
Organism: Indicator indicator
Lineage: Eukaryota; Metazoa; Chordata; Aves; Piciformes; Indicatoridae
Product: zinc finger protein 271-like
Exons: 3
Coding region: 1-3321 (1106 amino acids)
Biological process (GO): negative regulation of transcription by RNA polymerase II; regulation of cytokine production; regulation of immune system process
Source: RefSeq, a predicted model, not a curated record
AUGAACAGUGGUACCAGUAACACCAGUAGCACAGGAAACACCAGUGAACAGUGUAACCCCAGUGCCACCAGUAACCUCCGUGUCACCAGUAACCCCAGUGCCACCAGCAGCCGCAGCGCUGUCCCGCCCCCGUUGCCAGGCACAGCUCCGAACGAGCCUUUGUUGCAGGAAGCAGUGGGGCCCGGAGCUGAGAGCAGGGCGGCGAUCGGAACUAUCGCGACAGUGCCGAGAGCUGGCGCCGGGAUCUCGGCCGUGCAGCUUCCGGGCUCCGUGCUUGGGCGGUCCAAGGCUCCUGCCCGCUGGGGCUGGCCGCGGGCAGUUGGGACCUGGGGCUGGCAGCGGGCUGAGCUCCCCAGCAUGGAGCCUCGGAAGGAGCCGGGCGAGAGCCCCCCCGAGACCGAAAUGCAGCAGGAGGACGAGAAGGAGAAAUGCCCCGAGUGCGGGCAGAGCCUCCCGGCCGGCUGGCAGCCAGGGACGCAGCGGUGCCCCCAGCCUGGUACCCAGCAGCGCUUCUUCUGCACCCACUGCGGCCAGAAGCUCUCCAGCUUCCCCCGUCGGCAGCGGGGAGGCACCCAGCCGGGCACCAAGCUGCGGCUGGGCUGCAAGAGCUCUGCCAGCAGCUCUGCUCUCAGCCAGCACUGCCAAACGCAUGCUGGCAAGAAGCAGUUCCUUUGCAGUGACUGCGGCAAGAGCUUCGCCAAGACCUCUUCUCUCCUUGAGCACUGGAACGUCCAUACCGGGGAGAAGCCAUUCUGCUGCGGUGUCUGCGGCAAGAGCUUUGCCUACAGGUCUACCCUAUGGCGGCACCGCCAAAACCAUGCUGGCAAGAAGCAGUUCCCCUGCAGCGAUUGCAGCAAGAGCUUCACCACCAGCAGUGCUCUCCGUGAGCACUGGAACGUCCACACCGGGGAGAAGCCCUAUGGCUGCCGGGUCUGCGGCAAGAGCUUCCGGUACCAAAGCAACUUGACCAAGCACCUGCACAGCUGCAGCCACCAGAAGACGAAGAACAACAGCAAAGCUUCCAAGGAUCACUGCUCCCAGUACCAUCAGGAGGAAGGGCAGCAGGAGGAAGAGCAAGAGCAGCAGGAUGAAGGUGAAGGUAAAGCUGCUGCAGACCCCUCUGUGCCAGCCGAGCAGUGUUCGGAGUGCAGGCAGAGCCUCCCGGCCAGCUGGCACCCAGGGAAGCAGCGGUGCCCCCAGCUUGGCACCCAGCAGUGCUUCAUCUGCACCCACUGCGGCCAGAAGCGCUCCGGCCUCCCCCAGCAGCAUCGGGGAGGCACCCAGCCAGGCACCAAGCCACGGCUGGGCUGCGCUGGGUGCAGCAAGAGCUUUGCGAGCAGCUCUGCUCUCAACUGUCAUUGUCACCUCCACACUGGGGAGAAGCUGCACAGUGGUGGUGACUGUGUCAAGAGCUUCACCAGCAGUAGAACUCUGAUGUGUCACCGUCCUCUCCACACCAGGGAGAAGCCCUACAGGUGUGGUGAGUGUGGCAAGAGCUUCACUAGCAGUUACUACCUUAACUCUCACCGUCGCCUCCACACUGGGGAGAAGCUGCACAGCUGUGGUGAGUGUGGCAAGAGCUUCAUCAGCAGUUACCGCCUUGACUGUCACCGUCGCCUCCACACUGGGGAGAAGCCCUACAGCUGCAGUGACUGUGGCAAGAGCUUUGCCAGCAGCUCUACUCUCUGCUGUCACCAUCGUCUGCACACUGGGGAGAAGCCCUACAGCUGUGGUGAGUGUGGCAAGAGCUUCAACAGCAGUUCCCACCUUAACAGGCACUAUCGCCUCCACAGCGGGGAGAAGCCCUACAGCUGUGGUGAGUGUGGCAAGAGCUUCACCACCAGUUCCCAACUUAAGGGGCACCAUCGCCUCCACACUGGUGAGAAGCCCUACAGCUGUGGUGAGUGCGGCAAGAGCUUUGCCCGCAGAUCUGCUUUCAGCAGUCACCAUCGCCAACACACCGGGGAGAAGCCCUACAGCUGCAGUGACUGCAGCAAGAGCUUUGCCAACUUCUCUUCUCUCAGCUAUCACCGUCGCCUCCACACCGGGGAGAAGCCCUACAGCUGUGGUGACUGCGGCAAGAGCUUUGCCAGCAGCUCUGCUCUCAGCAGUCACUGUCGCCUCCAUACUGGGGAGAAGCCCUACAGCUGUGGUGACUGCGGCAAGAGCUUUGCCCACAGCUGUGAUCUCAGCUAUCACCGUUGUGUCCACUCUGGGGAGAAGCCCUACAGCUGUGGUGAGUGUGGCAAGAGCUUCACCCAGAGCUAUGCUCUGAAACGUCACUGUCGCAUCCACACUGGGGAGAAGCCCUACAGCUGUGAUGACUGCGGCAAGAGCUUUGCCUACAGCUCUGAUCUCAGCAGUCACCGUCGCCUCCACACGGGGGAGAAGCCCUACAGCUGUGGUGAGUGUGGCAAGAGCUUCACCAGCAGUUACUACCUUAACUGUCACCGGCGUCUCCACACUGGGGAGAAGCCCUACAGCUGUGGUGAGUGUGGCAAGAGCUUUGCCCAGAGCUCUGCUCUCAGGCAACACUGCCAAACACAUGGCAGGAAGAAGCAGUUCCCCUGUGGUGACUGUGACAAGAGCUUCACCAACAGCACUGCUCUAAUCCAGCACUGGCACCUCCACACUGGGGAGAAGCCCUAUGGCUGUGGUGAGUGUGGCAAGAGCUUUGCCAGCAGCUCUGCUCUCAGCUGUCACCGUCGCCUCCACACUGGGGAGAAGCCCUAUAGCUGUGGUGACUGCAGCAAGAGCUUCACCCAGAGCUCUGCUCUCAGGAGUCACCGUCGCCUCCACACUGGGGAGAAGCCCUACAGCUGUGGUGAUUGCGGCAAGAGCUUUGCUUAUAGCUCUGCUCUCAGGAGUCACCGUCGCCUCCACACUGGGGAGAAGCCCUACAGCUGUGGUGACUGUGGCAAGAGUUUUGCCCACAGCUGUGCUCUCCGCAGUCACCGUCGUGUUCACACUGGGGAGAAGCCCUACAGCUGCGGUGACUGCGGCAAGAGCUUCACCCAGAUCACUUCUCUCAAACGUCACCGUCGCUUCCACACUGGGGAGAAGCCAUUCCACUGUGGUGACUGUGGCAAGAGCUUUGCCCGCAGCUCUACUCUCCACAGUCACUGCCGUGUCCAUACUAGGGAGAAGCCAUUCCGCUGUGCUGACUGCGGCAAGAGCUUUCCCUACAGCUCUUCCCUCAGUAGUCACCGUUGCCUCCACACUGGGGAGACACCCUACAACUGUGGUGUCUGUGGCAAGAGCUUUGCCUACAGCUCUGGUCUCCGCAGGCACCGUCGCCUCCACACCAGUGAGAAGCUGUAG